AUGAUAACACGUCUAACAAGACCGAUCAUCAGCGGCUGUUCAAACUUGCAUAAACGGCUAUGCUCGGCGGCAGCCAACUCGUCCAUCCAGCACACCCUACGCGUGGCUGAACAAAUCGAGAAGAAACGAGCGGCGGCGUUGCUCGGUGGCGGUCAAGCCCGAAUCGACGCUCAACACAAGCGUGGAAAGCUGACUGCCCGCGAGCGGGUCAAUUUGCUGCUGGAUAAAGGGACGUUUCGCGAGUAUGACAUGUUUGCCGAGCAUACAUGCACAGAGUUUGGCAUGGAAAAAGAGAAGUAUGCCGGUGAUUCUGUGGUGACGGGCCGUGGAGAGAUUUCCGGGCGCACAGUGUUUGUCUUUUCUCAGGAUUUUACCGUGUUCGGCGGAUCCCUUUCAUCGGUGCAUGCGCGCAAGGUCUGCAAGAUUAUGGAUGAGGCGAUGCGUGUCGGCGCGCCAGUGAUCGGGCUCAAUGAUUCUGGCGGUGCCCGCAUCCAAGAGGGCGUCGAAUCUCUCGCAGGAUAUGCCGAUAUUUUCCAGCGCAACGUGCUCGCUUCUGGCGUCGUCCCUCAGAUUUCGAUGAUUAUGGGUCCAUGUGCUGGUGGGGCUGUCUAUUCCCCCGCGCUCACCGACUUCACGUUUAUGGUUAGGGACUCUUCUUACCUCUUCAUCACUGGGCCCGAAGUCGUCAAGGCCGUAACGAAUGAAGAGGUGACGCAAGAAGAACUCGGUGGAGCAAAGACGCACACGACAACCUCCGGUGUCGCCCACGGGGCCUUCGAAAAUGACGUGGAUGCUCUGAUGUCGCUUCGCGAGUUGUUCAACUAUCUUCCGCUAUCGAACAAGGACGCCUCUCCUAUCCGAGCCGUUGAUGAUCAAUGGGAUAGAGAAGUCAAAUCGCUCGACACCGUUGUCCCGUUGGAAAGCACGGCUGCAUACAACAUGAAAGACGUUGUAACUGCUUUGGUGGAUGAGGGCGACUUCUUCGAGAUCAUGCCCGAAUAUGCCAAGAACCUGGUCAUCGGAUUCGCCCGGAUGAAUGGCCGGACCGUGGGAAUCGUGGGAAACAACCCAAAAUUCGCCGCUGGUUGUCUGGAUAUAAAUUCUUCUGUCAAGGGUGCGCGCUUCGUCCGUUUCUGCACAGCCCAGGAAUACGGCGGCAUCAUUCGUCAUGGCGCCAAGCUGCUCUAUGCUUUCGCCGAGGCCACCGUGCCCAAGAUUACGAUUAUCACACGCAAAGCUUAUGGUGGAGCCUAUGACGUGAUGUCGAGCAAGCAUUUGAGGGGAGACAGGAACUAUGCGUGGCCAUCUGCUGAGGUGGCGGUCAUGGGGGCAAAGGGUGCCGUCCAGAUCCUGUUCCGCAAGGACAAGGCCAAUCACGCGAAACACGAGGCCGAAUAUAUUGAGCUGUUCGGCAACCCCUUCCCAGCGGCAGUUAGGGGCUUCGUCGACGACAUCAUCGUCCCAUCAACGACGCGUCGCCGUAUCUGCGAAGACUUGAAUCUGCUCGAGUCGAAGAAAGUCAAGAAUCCGAAGCGAAAGCACGGAAACAUUCCCCUU
Molecule: messenger RNA, 1557 nt
Organism: Mesorhabditis spiculigera
Lineage: Eukaryota; Metazoa; Nematoda; Chromadorea; Rhabditida; Rhabditidae
Source: the annotation of a GenBank genome assembly